Molecule: messenger RNA, 3088 nt
Organism: Anolis carolinensis (green anole)
Lineage: Eukaryota; Metazoa; Chordata; Lepidosauria; Squamata; Anolidae
Gene: cnep1r1
Product: CTD nuclear envelope phosphatase 1 regulatory subunit 1
Exons: 7
Coding region: 885-1262 (125 amino acids)
Cellular component (GO): cytoplasm; Nem1-Spo7 phosphatase complex
Source: RefSeq, a predicted model, not a curated record
AAAACCACUGCGGCCUACUCCCUUUCCAAGGCAACGGGGCGCCUCAUUGUCGUGGUCCUUCCUGAUUUCAGCCACAUUGCAUCCUAUGGGGACUGCUGGGUGGGGAGGAAUGGCCAAUCUGAAUACAGGUUUUGGCACCAUUGGCGUUUAAUCUACCAUGGGAAGAGUAAUGGCUCUAAAACAGCCCCUUUCCCUAUGUUUGAGAAAGGCCUGCGCUUGAGAGAAAAUGCUCAUGUUUGGGAAAAAGAGUUGUUCCAGAGAAAAGAAGUUAGGUAAAGGUAAAGGUUUCCCCUGACGUUAAGUCCAGUCGUAACCGACUCUGGGGGUUGGUGCUAAGCCGAAGAGCCGGUGUUGUCCGUAGACACCUCCAAGGUCAUGUGGCCAUGGGCAUGACGGCAUGGAGCGCCGUUACCUUCCCGCCGGAGCGGUACCUAUUGAUCUACUCACAUUGGCAUGUUUUCGAACUGCUAGGUUGGCAGAAGCUGGAGCAACAGCGGGCGCUCAUUCCGCUCCCGGGAUUUGAACCUGGAACCUUUCGGUCUCUUCGCCACUGUCUUUACAAACUCCAGAAUCCUCCUUAAAAGGUUCUGAUGGUUAGAGAAAGAGCUUUUCAGCACGCAUGCGCAAUACGAUUUGCCCUUACCCUCGCAGCUUCUAGGCUUUAAAGGAAUCCGUCCAAUCAAAGCGGGGCUUGCUAGAGAGAGGCGGACCUGCGGAGAAACAUCGUCCAAUAGAAAGCUGCGUUUGAUGUGAAGGAAGUCCGAGAGCUGACGAAUGCACGGAGGAGGAAGGCGAAGCAACAAACGGAAGGCUUUGCUAUGUAUUUAGGCCGCGGCUCUAACCCUGUGGCAGUCUGAGAGUUUUCUUCCUUCUCUCCCUUCGCAAUGAACUCUCUGGAACAGGCAGAAGAUCUCAAGGCUUUUGAAAGGAGGCUGACUGAAUACAUUGCUUGCCUACAGCCAGCAACUGGACGAUGGAGAAUAAUUCUUAUAGUGGUAUCUGUCUGUACAGCAACGGGGGCAUGGAACUGGCUAAUCGACCCUGAAACACAGAAGGUAUCUUUUUUCACCUCUUUAUGGAACCAUCCGUUCUUCACCAUCAGCUGUGUUACUCUCAUAGGGUUGUUUUUUGCUGGAAUACAUAAAAGAGUGGUGGCGCCCUCAAUCAUAGCGGCUCGAUGUCGGACGGUCUUGGCAGAAUACAACAUGUCUUGCGAUGAUACUGGAAAGUUAAUAUUGAAACCCCGGCUUCAUGUCCAAUGACACACGGUUUGCCUUCAGCUCUGUCUGCCAUCAUGCAAACAUGACACAAAGGACUUUUCCUCAACACAGUGAGGCCAAAAAGGACUGUGCAAUGUGCCCACAUGUGUAUGGCGGUGUCUGAAUGGUUGACUGCAGAUGUGGGAAACAUUGGCUAUGGUGAAUCUCCUUGCCUUUUUUUCCUGCGUCCUGUGCGUUUGCAGUAUUGGUAUCCCUUUAACACAGAAUAUGGGACUCGCUUGUUUUUAUAAAUGUACAAAUCACUGUAAAUAGAAAAUGGAACUAGUAUUUGAAGAACGUACAUUUGCCAUUUACGUUGCUUUUACCAGUACAAUUAUUGAUAACCUAAUCCAAUUCCUGGCUUAUCUUGUCCGCCACCAGCAGCAAAGCCCUAUCUUCAUGAUAACGUCGCUGUACAUGUUAGUUUUUGUCGCAUAGGAUACAAUGGCCUCGUUCACACAAAGAGUCAGCCAGAAUUUAUUUGUUAUUUGGGUUUGUUUCUGUAUCCUACCCUGUUUGCGAGUUACAAACCAGGAAUUGGAUUGUCAUGUAAUGUUGGGCUGUUUCUUUCUAAUGAUUUUAUUAUUACGGACCUCUGUUCAUGGGAGGAACCAAUUAGGAAAAACUGGGCAGCCUGCAGGAGCAUAUUGCUUAUGAAUCUUGAAUUCUGGCCUAUCGUUUCAAGCAAAUAUAACCAGAAGGACUUAAGUUCCCUGUUUCUACCUGGAGCUUUUGAAUAAAUACAGUGCAUUAUGCCUGAAAGUUACACUGUGAUCCCCAUGAAACUAGUAUUGCUCAACUUCAAAAUUGUACUGUAAAAGAAAGUGCCACAAGUGUAUUUACACUUAGGAUUGAUUUAGGCUGUCCUUUGUGUCCUUCUUGGGUCUAGCGAAGGCUUAAUGCUGUCUGCCCAAACAUUAUGAGGAAAUUGGGAAUAUUCUACAGACUUACAUUGUCUUUUCCAUCUAAUUUUUAAAAAUCCAUUAGUAGGUUUGUUUCAUACAAAACCAGUAUCAAAUUCGUUCUAAGUUGUGUUUUGGGGUUGCCUUUGGUUAGCAGAAGUUUAAUGCUUUGGCAGGACAAUGAAUACAAAGGAGUGGCCGAUGCCUUGGAGAAUGUGUAAGUUUCUAGCAUUCUUUUGUUCAGAGCAUAUUUUGAGUAAUUAGGCACCAUUACAUUUUCCCUAAUGAGGCCAUGUUGAAACUUGACUAUUUUUCACAAGGCUAAAAAAAAAGCUUUGUCAAAAGGAUGCUGGCCUUUGGGUUCAAUCCUAGCUUCUUAAAUUGGCUUCAGAAUUGAAUUUAUUAUACAGAGUGUGAGAGGUGGAGUCCUGAAACCAACUACAUUGUGCAGAGGUAAAAAUUGGAGCUUAGAAAUGUCAUUUUGAGAAAUGUGGUCCAAAUAAGUAACUUUCCAAGUUCUGGCAGCAGCGAAACUACAAUCAGACUCUCCCCAUUGUUACAUAAAAGUGUUAGAAAACAAAAAAUAGUGACUGUUGUACGCAGUAUGUACAGGGUAUGAUCCUGAAAUAUUGUCAAAAUUUUUUUAAAAUCCAUGAUGUGCCUUUUUUUUAAAAAAAAAGCCCUGAUCGAAGCUAUUUUAAGUAGUAUAAAGCUUUAAGAGCCCAGCGGUGUGAAGCAUGUCUUCUAUCAAUCAAGAAUUACCUUUUAAAGUUCCUAGAAACCCAAACUAUAGUCGCAUCAAUGGAUUUUGUACGAUCCCAGCAAUCAAACCUUGUGCUCUCCUACAUAUCUCUUGUCCCAUCACUGUUUUAAAGUUGCUCUGUGUUUUUGCAGGAAAUAUGUAUUGAAUAAAUAUUUUAAGUAUAA